AUGGAGCUCUCCGGCCGUGGCCCCGCCGGCGGCAGCCGCUUCGCCGGCAACCCUCCGCCGCACGAUGCAGGAGACCCGAUGGCGGUGGUGAGGGACGCGCUGCUGUCGCAACUCCAGCACGACCGUCUCCGGCAGGAGGUCAUCGUCGCCGAGCUCGCCAAGAUAGAGCGCGCCAUGGCUCUGCGCAAUGCCUCGCCGUCGCCGUCGCCGACGCCCCGGUACGGCGCUGCCGCUGCUGCAGCCACUGAGACUGUACCAAACAAAAAGCCGUCGGCUUCAGAGAAGCCUGAACCGGCAGUUCAGAAGCCAACGCCAGCAUCGGCAUGGAGCUGCAACGUGUGCCACGUUCGAACAAGCAGCGAGCGCAACCUGCGGGAUCAUUGCGGAGGGCAGAAGCACCAGGCGAAGGUGGCAGAGCUGGAGAAGAGAGCCAAGGCCAUGGCCGGUCAGAAGGCGAAACCGACGGCGAGAUGGAGCUGCAGCAUCUGCCAGGUCAGCUGCACCGGCGAGUGGGACUUCGACGUGCAUCUCAAGGGCCAGAGGCACCAAGCAAGCACGCAGGCCCUGCUGGAACAAAGCAAGAAGAAUCCAGGGAGUUCAGAGAAGAAGACGACGACGACGACGACGACGGCGCCAUGGAUCUGCAGCGUCUGCCAGGCUCUCUGCACCUGCGAAUCAGACUUGCACAACCAUCUCAAGGGCAAGAGGCACCAGCUGAAAGUCGAGGCCUUGCGCGAAGCAGCUGCCAAACAAGAGAGCAGCGAUCCUCCCAAGCUCGCCAAACAAGAGAGCAGCGAUCCUCCCAAGCUGCCAAAUAAGCAACGCUCUGAAUGGUUCUGCAGUGUGUGCCAGGCCAGAUGCAACUCUGCGUCUCAGCUCGAGGAUCACUGCAGGAGCACGAGACAUCAGCAGAAGGCAGAGUCCUCAGAUGGCUCUACUAGCUUCACGAGUGCAAGCUCGGAGAAGACGCAUGAACAGUCGAAGGCGCUGUAUUUUUGCGAGGUCUGCAGCGUGAGGUGCACCAGCGAGAGGAUGGUCUCGGACCAUCUCGGAGGGAAGAGACACGCGAAGCAGGAGGAGUCGCUGGCGUUCUGCGAGGCCUGCAAACUGCAGUGCAACAGCGAGAAGAUGCUGGCCCAUCACCGUGCCGGGAGGAAGCACCAGGCGAAGCUCGAGGAAAUGCUUCGGGGAAAAGCUUGAUGCAAUGGAAUGAAAAUUGUGUUUCUUGACCACCGAGCUUUUCAUUUAUGCGAUGGCGUUGUAUGAAACUGAAUCAUAUUAUCAAGUUAAUUUGGGAACUUAAACUUUUUGUUUUAUAUAUUUUUGUAUAUUACAGUACAGAAAUAAGGGGCUCUUCAGGAUGCUGAACAACUUGCU
This is a messenger RNA of Oryza brachyantha (malo sina), 1377 nucleotides long. RefSeq names its product UBP1-associated proteins 1C-like. The coding region runs from base 1 to 1200 and encodes 399 amino acids. Lineage: Eukaryota; Viridiplantae; Streptophyta; Magnoliopsida; Poales; Poaceae. The transcript has 3 exons. The record is from RefSeq and is a predicted model, not a curated record. Gene Ontology annotation, molecular function: zinc ion binding; nucleic acid binding.